Molecule: messenger RNA, 846 nt
Organism: Phragmites australis (common reed)
Lineage: Eukaryota; Viridiplantae; Streptophyta; Magnoliopsida; Poales; Poaceae
Exons: 4
Coding region: 1-846 (281 amino acids)
Source: RefSeq, a predicted model, not a curated record
AUGGCGCUCUGCGCCAACCCCGAACGCACGACGAUCCAGGCGAAGCUCCCGGAGUUCGACGCCCAGGGGCUCGACGACCGGCUGAGGAGCCGGAGUCCUGAGGCCGCCCACGGGCGCCGCCGAGGUUCAAGUAGCGUGGGCACCGGCGCCAGCAUCGAGCCAAGCCGGCCGGCGGAGCCGAGACAGGCAGACACGGCGAUGGCGGCGGGGCCAGCGGACGCGGCGGCCGAGGCAAGGACGGUGGACGCGGCGGCCGAGGCAGGGACGGUGGAAGCGGCGGGUUCGGCGGACGCAGCGGCCGAGGCGGGGACGGCGGACGCGGCGGCCGAGGCGGGGGCGGCGGACGCGAUGGCCGAGGCGAGGACGCAGCUGUCGCCCGAGCCCCCGGCGCCGGUGGCGGUCGAGCGGCUGGGCGCGGCGGUGGACGCGAAGGCGGAUCAGCUUGCGGCGGAGCGCGCUAGGCUGGACUUGGAGAGGGCACAACUUACAACCACCCGGCGCACCUUCGAAUCCCGUCUCGCCGUGCAACGCGCCGCCAACGAGGAGGAGCGAAGCGUUAUGGAAGAGGCCCGCGCGGCGGCCGCGUGGGAGCAGAGAAUUUUGGAGGAUACCCGCGCAGAGAUAGCGCGGGAGCGGGAGAUUUUGGGGAGCGCCCGCGCAGAAGCUGCUCGAGAACUUGCAGCCACCAUUCUUCAUCCUUUGCCACUAGUCUUCCUUCACAAGCCUCUCAGCUUCCUCUACCUCGGCAAAGUUUACAUCCACGGAUCCCAAUUCUUCCUCGAUGAUUCCGACUUCCUCCUCACCGAAGAAGCAGUCGGACGCAGCAGCCGCCGAUGCCUCGCCUGA